Jaculus jaculus (lesser Egyptian jerboa) is the source of this 4979-nucleotide messenger RNA. It is a transcript of the gene Eea1, whose product is annotated as early endosome antigen 1. NCBI's taxonomy places the organism in Eukaryota, Metazoa, Chordata, Mammalia, Rodentia, Dipodidae. The record is from RefSeq and is a predicted model, not a curated record. The transcript is spliced from 29 exons. The coding region runs from base 97 to 4332 and encodes 1411 amino acids. Gene Ontology annotation, cellular component: early endosome. Gene Ontology annotation, biological process: endocytosis. Gene Ontology annotation, molecular function: metal ion binding; 1-phosphatidylinositol binding.
GCCUCUCCCCGGCUUCGUCCCCCCCCGCAGCCCCUCGCGCCCCUCGAGGAGUGAGUAAGUCCCCGCGGCGGCGCCCGGCCGGCUGCUGGUGAAACCAUGUUUAGGAGGAUUUUGCAGAGGACUCCUGGGAGAGUUGGCUCUCAAGGUUCUGAUUUAGAUUCAUCAGCAGCUUCAGUAAAUACUGUGGAUGUCAAUAAUGAAAGCUCUUCAGAGGGUUUCAUAUGUCCCCAGUGUAUGAAAUCUCUUGGUUCUGCUGAUGAACUUUUCAAACACUAUCAGGCAGUUCAUGAUGCUGGUACUGAUUCAAGUCAUGGAGGAGAAGCUAACCUUGAUUUGAAGCGAGAUGACAUAACACUUCUCAGACAAGAGAUCCAAGACCUACAGGCUUCUCUUAAGGAAGAAAAAUGGUACUCAGAAGAAUUAAAGAAAGAAUUAGAGAAAUACCAAGGGCUGCAGCCGCAAGAUGCUAAACCUGAUGGAUUGGUGGCUGAUUCUUCAGCAGAACUACGGUCUUUAGAACAACAACUAGAAGAAGCCCAAACAGAAAAUUUUAAUAUUAAGCAAAUGAAAGAUUUAUUCGAACAGAAAGCAGCCCAACUUGCUACUGAAGUUGCAGAUAUAAAGUCCAAAUAUGAUGAGGAAAGGAGUCUUCGAGAAGCUACUGAACAAAAAGUAACAUAUUUGACAGAAGAAUUAAACAAACAGACAUCUGUAAUUCAAGACUUGAAAACUGAACUGCUUCAGAGGCCUGGUAUAGAAGAUGUUGCAGUGCUAAAGAAAGAACUGGUCCAAGUUCAAACACUAAUGGAUAAUAUGACCUUGGAGCGUGAGAAGGAAUCUGAAAAACUCAAAGAUGAAUGUAAAAAACUACAGUCAGAAUAUGCUAACUCAGAGGCCACAAUAAGCCAGCUAAGGAGUGAACUUGCCAAAGGACCCCAGGAAGUUGCUGUGUAUGUACAGGAGUUGCAAAAACUAAAAGGUUCAAUUAAUGAACUAACACAGAAGAAUCAGAACCUGACCGAAAAGUUGCUGAAGAAAGAACUGGAUUACACCCAGUUAGAGGAGAAGCAAAGUGAAGAGUCUGUCAGUAAAAAGAACUUACAAGUAGCUCUUCAUCAGAAGGACCUGGACUGUCAGCAGCUUCAGUCUAGACUGUGUGCAUCUGAAACCUCACUGCAGAGGGUGCAGACGGAACUGAGUGAACAAGGAGAAGCUGCUCGGAAGCUCAAAGAGGAGCUCUGCGAGGUAGAGGCCAGGUACCAGCAUGUAAAGGCAGGGCUUAAGCAGCUGCAACAGCAGAGAGAGGAGGAGCAUCAGCAUGGGCUGCAGUUGCAAGGUGACAUUAACCAGUUACAUAGCAAACUUUUGGAGACUGAACGCCAACUAGGGGAAGCUCAUGGAAGACUGAAAGAACAGAGACAGCUUUCAAGUGAGAAGCUGAUGGAUAAGGAACAACAAGUAGCUGACUUACAACUCAAACUUUCUCGUGUCGAAGAACAGUUGAAGGAAAAAGUAACAAAUUCCACAGAAUUGCAGCAUCAGCUAGAGAAAGCAAAACAGCAGCACCAAGAACAGCAGGCUCUUCAGCAGAGUACCACCGCUAAGCUCCGGGAAGCGCAGAAUGAUUUGGAACAAGUUUUGCGUCAAAUUGGUGAUAAGGACCAAAAGAUUCAGAACCUUGAAGCCUUAUUACAGAAGAGUAAAGAAAACAUUUCAUUACUAGAAAAGGAAAGGGAAGAUCUUUAUGCAAAAAUUCAAGCCGGUGAAGGAGAGACUGCUGUUCUUAAUCAGCUGCAAGAAAAAAACCAUACAUUACAGGAGCAAGUAACUCAACUGAUGGAAAAGCUAAAGAAUCAGUCAGAAAGUCAUAAGCAAGCCCAGGAGAAUCUGCAUGACCAGGUACAGGAGCAGAAGUCACAUCUUCGUGCUGCACAGGACCGUGUCCUUUCCUUGGAAACAAGUGUCAGUGAAUUGAGUGGUCAGUUAAAUGAAAGCAAGGAGAAGGUCUCCCAGCUUGACAUACAGAUCAAAGCCAAAACUGAAUUACUAUUGUCAGCAGAAGCAGCAAAAACGGCACAAAGGGCUGAUCUUCAGAAUCAUUUGGAUACAGCUCAAAGUGCAUUACAAGAUAAACAGCAGGAGUUAAAUAAGAUCACUGUGCAGCUGGAUCAGGUCACUGCAAAAUUGCAGGAAAAACAAGAACACUGCAGUCAACUGGAAAUCCAUCUCAAAGAGUACAAAGAGAAGCACCUGUCUUUAGAACAAAAGGCUGAAGAGCUAGAAGGCCAGAUUAAGAAGCUAGAAGCUGAUACUCUUGAAAUUAAAACAAGCAAGGAGCAAGUGUUGCAUGAUCUACAACAGCAAAGGCAGCUGAACAUGGACUUAGAGCUUAGAGCCACAGACCUGAGUAAACAACUUGAAAUGGAGAAAGAAAUGGUAUCUGCUACAAAAUUGGAUCUACAGAAAAAAUCUGAAGCUCUUGAAACUAUUAAACAAAUGCUUACCAAGCAAGAAGAGGAAAAAGUUGCCCUGAAACAAGAAAUUGAAAAGAUAAGCCAAGAUGCAAAGAGGCAGUGCAAGGAAUUGAAUAGCAGAAUUCAGACCGCAGUAACAGAGCUGAAGGAAGUGAAGGCCGAAAAAGAGGCUUUAGUGGUGGAACUUUCUACCACAAAAGAGAAGUUGUCAGAAGUUUCUGAUUCUUUGAAAAAUUCCCAAAGUGAAUUUGAAAAGGAGAAUCAGAAAGGAAAAGCUGCCAUUUUAGAUUUGGAAAAUGCUUGUAAAGAAUUAAAGCAUCAACUUCAAGUACAGGCAGAAAGCUCACAAAAAGAACAGAAUGAAAUGAAAAGGUCACUUGAAAAAGAGAAAGAGACUUCACAACAGUUGAAGCUAGAGCUGAAUUCCAUUAAGGGGGAAGUCACACAGGCCCAAAAUAUAUUAAAACAGAAGGAAAAAGAAGAGCAACAACUUCAAGGGACUAUAAGUCAGCUAAAGCAAUCAAUGGAACAGAAAAAGAAACAGAUUGAAGCACUCCAAGUAGAAGUUAAAAAUAUUGUUUCACAGAAGACAGAGCUGGAGAAUAAACUACAGCAGCAGUGUUCUCAGGCAGCCCAGGAACUUGCAGCAGAGAAAGAGAAACUAUCAGUGUUACAGAGCACCUAUGGAAAAUGUCAGCAGACUCUAAAACAGCUCCAGUCUGAUUUCUAUGGGAAGGAGUCUGAACUUCUAGCCACAAGGCAAGACCUAAAGUCUGUAGAAGAGAAGCUGUCUCUAGCACAAGAAGAUUUGAUCUCAAACAGAAAUCAAAUUGGAAACCAAAAUAAAUUGAUUCAAGAACUGAAAACUGCUAAAUCUACUUUGGAGCAGGAUUCAGCCAAGAAAGAACAGCAACUAAAGGAACAGAGUAAAGCAUUACAGGAUAUCCAGAAAGAAAAGAAAACAAAAGAAAAAGAACUAGUGAAUGAAAAAUCUAAACUGGCAGAGAUAGAGGAGAUUAAGUGUAGACAAGAAAAAGAAAUCACUAGGCUAAGUGAAGACCUCAAGUCCCACAGACAAGAGAGCAUAAAGGAGGUAACAAAUCUCAAGGAUGCCAAACAGCUUUUGAUUCAGCAGAAAUUAGAACUCCAAGGCAAAGUGGACUCCAUGAUGGCAGCUCUGGAGCAGGAGAAGAGAAACCAGCAGAUGCUGAAAGAGCAGGUGGAAAAGGAGGAAGAGGAGCUAAAGCAAGAGUUUGUUCAGAAAGAAGCUAAGCUGCAUUCUGAAAUAAAAGAAAAGGAAGCAGGAAUGAAGAAGCAUGAAGAAAAUGAGGCUAAGCUUACCAUGCAGAUCACAACAUUAAAUGAAAACCUAGGCACUGUAAAGAAGGAAUGGCAGUCUAGUCAACGGAGAGUUAGUGAGCUUGAAAAACAGACGGAUGACUUACGGGGAGAAAUUGCUGUUUUAGAAGCAACAGUUCAGAAUAACCAAGAUGAAAGACGAGCACUCCUGGAAAGAUGUCUAAAAGGAGAAGGUGAAAUAGAAAAGCUUCAGGCCAAAGUACUAGAAUUACAAAGAAAGCUGGAUAAUACAACUGCAGCGGUACAGGAGCUAGGCAGAGAGAACCAAUCCCUACAGAUCAAACAUACGCAAGCAUUGAAUAGAAAAUGGGCCGAGGACAAUGAAGUACAAAACUGUAUGGCCUGCGGGAAAGGCUUCUCAGUCACAGUGAGGCGGCAUCACUGCCGACAGUGUGGGAAUAUCUUCUGUGCUGAGUGUUCAGGCAAAAAUGCCUUAACUCCUUCUUCCAAGAAGCCUGUUCGUGUCUGUGACGCAUGUUUCAUUGACCUGCAAGGAUAACAGCUUACCACACUUCACAGUACUAUACACUAACACUAGAUUUUUAAUAAACGUGCUUAAUAGAAGUCUUGGACUACUCUUUUAUUUGGACUUUGGUUGCAUACUAGACCAAAUUAGAAUUCGUAUAUUUUGGAAUGUUAUCAAUAUCAAGUAAAACUCUUCUAUUUUUGUGAGGAUUGGGUUCAUCUUUCAUUACUUUUUUCCAUUUAACCCCUGAAACAGCUUUCAUGCCAAGGUCAGAAUUAGCCAAUGAAGUGUAAAUAAACUUUGGACAGAAAAUAGCAAUGUAUUUUUUUAAAUAUAAUUUCUUUGUCCACAGAUGAUGGAUGCAGCUUCAUAGUUUCUGUGGACUUUGCUGAAUGUUGUCACUUGUUGCUCUUCUGUUGCACAAUAACACAUUGAUUGUACUAGAAUUCUCGUUGUGGAGUCAUACAUGGGACAGUUACAGUUUCUAGCUUUUUCUCUUAAAGUUAGACCUAUUGCUCUGUGACAUUGUUAUGUUAUACACUUACCACUUGGGUGUUCUAAAUACAGUUUAUGUUGAAAUAAUGUAUUUGUUCAAACAGUUAAAUUUUCAUGUAAACUUAAUGAAAUCUUCUGAAAAAUUAAUUAAAUACUUUAUGAUAAUCCUGGGGUUCUAUUUCAAA